Molecule: messenger RNA, 1746 nt
Organism: Pogonomyrmex barbatus (red harvester ant)
Lineage: Eukaryota; Metazoa; Arthropoda; Insecta; Hymenoptera; Formicidae
Biological process (GO): DNA repair; DNA double-strand break processing involved in repair via single-strand annealing
Molecular function (GO): damaged DNA binding
Source: RefSeq, a predicted model, not a curated record
UAUAUAUAUAUAUAUAUAUAUAUAGUUUAAGCAGAUAUUCGUUCAAGAAAUAGGAAAGGGGAAUAGAAAUAGGGAAGUUACGUGUUGCUCCGAAACGAUAGUGUACUCCAUUAAUGAUGUCAGUAUUUCUGGAGUUGAAAUGUCACGUGCAUAAUGAAACUGCGAAAAAAGGAAUGGAAAAUUUCGUUAAAAUCUUACAAAAUGCAUUUGAACAUUAUCAAAAUUUAUGGAAAGAUUAUAUAAAGUUACAAGAAAAAUAUGAACAACGUAAUAUAUGUCCUUCAUCUCAAGUAGCAGCCGAUAAACGCGAUAUGCCGAUAUGCACAAAAAUAAAAGACGAACCAAACUCUCACCAGUUGAAUAACGUCAAUAUGUCGGAGAAUGAUAGUAUUCCAUUACCAGAACCAGAAACGUUAAACAUAGGUCCUAUUAAUUUUAAUUUCGAUACAAAAACUGAUCUGUCAGAUCUAAAUGAAUCUCUGCAUAAAGACACCGAUGGAAAUAGUCCGUCAAAAAGUCCAGUAUUUUGUAGAACAUCUUUAAGGAAUGAUAGUAAUUUUGCGAGAAAACGUUUUCCCAGAUAUAAAGCAACAUUCGAUAAUUUAAACUCAGACAUGAAGACACAUGAUGGCGUUGAAAAAAUUUCUUCAAAGUAUAAUCAUAAAUUAGACAUUAGUACAACACAUCAUGUAGAAACUACAUUUCUACCAAAUGGAAAGAAAUUGAAGCAGUCUCGACUUGCAUUUUAUCCAGUCAAAAAUAACGAGGAGACGGCAUUGUCUCCAAAUAUCAAUGUAGUCCAUGAUGUGAAACAGGAUCCUAUUGAAGAUAUUUUUACAGCAAAUACCACUACAAUUACCACUACAGAAAAUAAUGUUACAAGUAGUAGUGAAAAUUCUGAGGAUGUAAUAGAAAUCAGUCCUACACAGAGAAAUAUUACAUCUAAAGUUAAAUAUCGUUUAAAGCUCAAAAGGAAAGUUUCUGCAAAGCAGAUAAAAAUUUCUCCGAAAAAAAAUAAAACAUAUUGCAGUACUGUUCCAGAAAUAACAAUAGAUGAUAUGGAUUUUGGAUUAUAUUUGCCUAAACAUAUUUCUAUACAAGCAAAGAAUGAUAAAUCUUUAGAUAGUACUACACCAAUAGAAAAUUCUUCACCAAUAAAAAUACAUAAUGAGACAAAUGUUCAAAUAAAAAAAUCUGUUCAAAUUCAGAAGAAAAAUCAAUCAGUGGCAAACAAAGAGAAAAAUACUACUAAGAACAUAAAUGAUAUUGCUUUUGAAGAUAAAAUCUUUUACUUGCCUGCAGAACGAACUGCAAAUAGAAAUGAUAUGGAUGAUUUCUAUCUGGAUAACUCAGAAAACGAGCCACCUAAAAAAAAAUGUUUAUUGCCAAAAAGAAAAACAGAUGUUUCAGAACAACUUAACAUACGAUGUAAAGCUGACAGAGCAAAGUUAAAUGGUUGGGAUUGCUGGGAAUGCAGAGAAUAUUAUGAGAAUUUGCCAUUAUCAAAAGAAGAAUUACAAAAGCGAAAAAAUCAGUGCUCACGGCAUCGACACAAAUAUAAAAGGCCAAGAACACCAGAAGGUUUUUGGGAUCCAGAAUUUCCUGAAACAUUGUCAUCUACAUAUCGACAAAAUUAAGACUGAAAUGUAUCAUUAUAUGAUUCUGGUUCUCAGAACUUUGAUGUGAUUUGUAAUACAGAAAUCUUAUAAUUCAAUGUGUACAUAAAGUACAGAUUUGCAAUCACAA